Molecule: messenger RNA, 618 nt
Organism: Balaenoptera ricei (Rice's whale)
Lineage: Eukaryota; Metazoa; Chordata; Mammalia; Artiodactyla; Balaenopteridae
Product: hypoxanthine-guanine phosphoribosyltransferase-like
Exons: 1
Coding region: 19-516 (165 amino acids)
Biological process (GO): guanine salvage; GMP salvage; purine ribonucleoside salvage
Molecular function (GO): magnesium ion binding; hypoxanthine phosphoribosyltransferase activity
Source: RefSeq, a predicted model, not a curated record
UUGCUGGCUCAAGAUGUGAUGAAGGAGAUGGGAGGCCAUCACAUCAUGGGCCUCUGUGUGCUCAAAUGGGGCUAUAAAUUCUUUGCUGACCUGCUGGAUUACAUCAAAGCACCAAACAGAAAUAGUGAUAAAUCUAUUCCUAUGACUGUAGAUUUUAUCAGACUGAAAAUCUACUGUAAUAACCAGUCAACAGGUGACAUAAAAGUAAUUGGUGGAGAUAAUCUCUCAACUUUAACUGGAAAGAACUUCUUGAUUGUUGAAGAUACAAUUGACACUGACAAAACAAUGCAAACCUUGCUUUCCUUGGUCAAGCAGCAUAAUCCAAAGAUGGUCAAGGUUGCAAGCUUGCUGUUGAAAAGGAUCCCUCGAAGUGUUGGUUAUAGACCAGACUUUGUUGGAUUUGAAAUUCCAGACAAGUUUGUUAUAGGAUAUGCCCUUGACUAUAAUGAAUACUUCAGGGAUUUGAAUCAUGCUUGUGUCAUUAGUGAAACUAGAAAGGCAAAAUACAAAGCCUAAGAUGAGAGUUCAAGUUGAGUUUGGAAACAUCUGGAGUCCCAUUGAAGUCACCAGUAAAAUUAUCAAAUGUUCUAGUUCUGUGGCCAGCUGCUUAGUAGAGCU